AUGUCAGGGCACGUUCUUCAUGGAAGAACGGUGUUUCCUGCUACUGGAUAUUUAUUUUUAAUAUGGGAAUUCUACGCUGCAAAUAAGGGCAGAUCACUGCAGAAUAUGAAGAUCUGCUUUGAAGACAUCAGAUACCAUACAGCCUCGACGAUAGCUAAAGACGGCACAAUUAGCCUUUAUUUGAUCAUUCAAAAUAGCGGGUAUUUUGAAGUAUCCCAAAGAAACACAAUUUUGGUUACAGGUAGAAUCUUUGAAGUCGAAACUUGCGAUAUAGCAUACGAAGAUGCAAUGAUUGAUCCCAAUUCGCCAGUGCUUACAGAUAAAGAUAUUUACACGGACAUGAAUCUAAGAGGGUACAACUACAAAGACCAAUUUAAAGCUAUGCAAAAGGUUAUUGGAAACAAAGCUUUCAUCGAAUGGACUGGUAAUUGGGUAACAUUCUUGGACAACAUAUUGCAAUUCAUAAUGUUUCAAAAGGAUACUAGACACUUGUACAUACCUAUAGGAUUAGCUAAACUUAUAAUCGAUGCCAAAGGUCAUAUGGAGCAAGUCAGAGAUUUGGGCAAAGGAAAUACAAUACCUGUGGAAAUUAAUUACAAUAUUGCUAGGUCGAAAAAUAUAGAAAUAACAUCUUUGUAUGAUAUGAUCGAACUGACAAAGAAACCAUUUAACGAUAUAUACCUCAAAGCAGAUCACGAACAUCAACGGUAUUAA
This is a messenger RNA of Nicrophorus vespilloides, 714 nucleotides long. Its product is annotated as fatty acid synthase-like. The record is from RefSeq and is a predicted model, not a curated record. The transcript is spliced from 4 exons. The coding region runs from base 1 to 714 and encodes 237 amino acids. NCBI's taxonomy places the organism in Eukaryota, Metazoa, Arthropoda, Insecta, Coleoptera, Silphidae.